AUGCAAAUCGGCUCCCUGCCCCCACGCCCCUCCCCCCGAGAGGCGGGCGGCGGGCGGGGAGGAGAGCGCGGGGGAGGGGACGCGGGCCGGGGAGGGGGCGGCGAGGAGCUCGGAAGAGGGGCGAGACGGGCCCCCUGCGCCGCCGGUCGGUCAGGGAGCGGCGGGGUGCGUCUGCAGCCCGCCGAGCGGCCUCCUGCGCGCCGGGGCCCCGCGCCCGCUGUCGCUACUGCCCGCCUCCUGCGUGCGCUCCAGCCACGCCGGCAUCCUCGGGGCACCGCGCCCGGCCCGCUCCCUGGGGCGCCCGCCCGCGCCGCUACCCGUCCUCGCCUCGCCUUCAGAGGCCGAGCCGGCCGGCCGCGGGGUGCCAAGCGCCGCCGAGCCGCAUUCCGACACAGAGGGCCGGCCUGGCAGCCGCUCGCCCGGCCCGGCGCGCUGCGUUCGUCGGCGGCUGCUCCGCGAGCCGGGGCGGUGAGGUGCACCUGUUCUUCAGCCGGCCCGCAGCCAACCCUCGGCCAGCACUCUCCGGGAGAGACCAAUCCGAGCGCAGCGCGGAGGGCUAGCGGCCCGGCCCGGCUCGGCUCGCCUCGCUCCCGCCGCCCGCCGCUCCGCACAGCCGCCGCCGCCGCCCGAGAGUCAAACUCCAGCGAGCGGCGCUGCCGCGAGCCGGGGGCGCACCGGGCGCCCGCGGAGGGUGUGCGCCGACCCGCCUCCGAGGGAACCCGACAACCAGGCAGAGGACUCGAAAACAGCCCCAGCGCCCUGCGGGGUCGGGCGUGGGGAGCAGAAGCAGGAGACCGCGUCGGGGAUCCCUGGCAACGCGGACCCCGGGCUGGAGGCGGCUCGGGGGGGACUCCGGCAGCCGGGCGGAUGCGAGUGUGUGCGCCCAACUGCCGCGGCGGGCUGGGAUUCGGGCAGAGUAGCGCCUCCCACCAACACCUAAUGGUGAAGAGCUCAGUGGUACAGCGAAGAGACUGCGGAUAGCAGAGGAUUCAUUGAAACAGGAAGCCCCUGGGAUUCAGUGCCUGCCAGAGUGCUUUGCACAGAGACGGUUAAUAAAUUAUUUUUGAUGGCG
Molecule: messenger RNA, 1072 nt
Organism: Nycticebus coucang (slow loris)
Lineage: Eukaryota; Metazoa; Chordata; Mammalia; Primates; Lorisidae
Product: translation initiation factor IF-2-like
Exons: 2
Coding region: 1-981 (326 amino acids)
Source: RefSeq, a predicted model, not a curated record